Messenger RNA from Psilocybe cubensis, 3765 nucleotides. RefSeq lists its product as uncharacterized. Gene Ontology annotation, biological process: transmembrane transport. Gene Ontology annotation, molecular function: ATP hydrolysis activity; ATP binding; ABC-type peptide transporter activity. The transcript has 26 exons. Lineage: Eukaryota; Fungi; Basidiomycota; Agaricomycetes; Agaricales; Agrocybaceae. The record is from RefSeq and is a predicted model, not a curated record. Gene Ontology annotation, cellular component: fungal-type vacuole; membrane. Bases 1 to 3765 code for a protein of 1254 amino acids.
AUGGCCGCCUCCAGCUUCGCCACGCCAAUUGGCAUAAAUAAAACGCUCAACUAUCUUGAAGGACGCCACCAUGGCAUUGAACCGUCUAUCAAACCUUGGGUCUGGAUCUCUCUCAUGCUGCUUGGUCCAAUGUCGAAAUCUCUAGUCGAGAACUGGGGCUCUUAUGUGUUGCAGACAAAGGUCAACGUCCGUAUCCAAGCGUUAAUAAGACAACUGGUAUUCGAUCAUAGCCUGCGAAUCAGAAUGAAUGCCGACACCGAAGAACUGGAAUCGGUCAAAGAUGAUGUUGCACAUGCUCCAAGCGAUGCUGAUACCAUUGUAUCUGAAGGGGACAAUUCGGCUGGAAUUACUGACGACGGUGCUCAAACUACGGACGGUUCUGUCAAAGCUGAUUCCUCCUUAGAAUCUACGGAAGUUGACUCUCAUGAUGAGCCUACACGGUCACAAAAGGAAACACCUUCAAAACAUUCUGUCCUUCCACCGUCAAAUAAACCUCCCGUUCAGGCUAAAAAUCUUAUUGGAAAAUUGAACAACUUGGUGACGACUGAUCUUGUCAAUAUUGUGGACGGCGGCGACUUUCUGACAGUUGGUUUAUAUGUUCCGAUGCAAAUAACCUUUUCCAUCAUAUUUCUGUAUCAAAUAUUUGGUUGGAGUUCCUUUGUAGGUCUUGUUGUGAGCGGUGUACUAGGACCUGGCUUUGCACUUAUUGGCAAGAAGGUUCAAAAGGUCCAGAAGAUAAGAAUGAAAUUUACAGACGCCAGGGUUCAAGCCAUAUCAGAAGCUAUGGGCAUCAUACGGAUGAUCAAGAUGUUCGGUUGGGAAGAUAAGAUGGCGAAACGUCUUGCUCGUGCACGAGACAUAGAGCUAAGUUGGUUAUGGAAAGCCAAGGUGCUUCAAAUCAUCAAUAGAAUCGUUGCAACGUUUAUACCGAUGAUAUCAAUGUUUGUCACAUUCGCGGUAUACACUGGAGUUAUGAAAGAAAGGCUUACAGCCUCUAAAAUCUUCUCGAGCACCGUUGUCUUUGGUAUAUUCAGAGAACAAAUUUCUAGGUUGUCUCAGCAGCUUGUUUAUAUUAUUCAAGCAAAAGUUUCUCUGGAUCGUAUCAACUCUUUCCUUCGUGAAACUGAGCUUCUUGACCGAUUUACGGAAGGAACAAACUCGUCAGCAGCUGAAAACACAGGUGUCAUUGGAAACGCGGUAGAGGUCGACAUCGGGUUCAGAAACGCCUCCUUUACAUGGAGUGCAAAAGACAUUCAAGAUAUCACACGACCAUCACCUUCAAGGAAUUUUAGGCUUAGAAUCGUGGGCAACCUCAGUUUUAAGCGUGGUUGUGUUAAUCUCAUUACUGGACCUACGGGAUCUGGGAAGACCUCCAUGCUGAUGGCACUACUUGGAGAAAUGCAUUUUAUUGCCGACACCCAAACAUCGUGGGUUAAACUACCCCGUCAGGGUGGAGUAGCAUAUGCUGCCCAGGAGUCUUGGGUUCAAAAUGCAACGAUUAAAGAGAAUAUACUCUUUGGAUCUGCCUUUGACGAAGACAGAUAUAAGAAAGUGAUACAUCAAUGUGCGCUGGAAAAAGACCUGGAACUCUUUGAAGCCGGUGAUAACACCGAGGUUGGGGAGCGGGGUUUGACCCUGAGCGGUGGUCAGAAGGCACGGUUGACUCUUGCCAGAGCGAUUUACUCUUUGGCUGAAAUCAUUCUUUUGGACGAUGUGCUUGCUGCUCUUGAUGUGCAUACGUCGGUUUGGAUCAUAGCAAAGUGCUUCCUGGGGGACCUUGUAAAGGGCCGGACCGUUUUGCUAGUUACUCACAAUACAGCAUUGGCUGAACCCAUUGCAAGCUUAAUUGUGAAGCUUGGACUUGAUGGUAGUAUUAAUAUAGUACACAAGAACACUAAUGAAGUGAAACCGGAAGAUGUUUCUCAUAGCGAGACGGGUCCUCUGUCUGUGUCCAAAGACAAUGACGCUUCGACAUCUCAAUCCGUCGGCGAUGGAAAACUUGUGAUGGCCGAAGAAAUUGUAGAAGGCCGUGUCACGUGGAGGUCGAUAUCACUGUUCCUCUCUGGACUGGGCGGUGACCACCCGAUUUUCUUUGCACUACUCUGGAUAGCGUCACUUGCGGCAUCUCAAGGAUUUUAUCUCCUUCAACCAUGGUAUCUAGGUGUCUGGGGAUCUCAAUAUGAGACUCACGCACCGUCGGAAAUCCACCUUUCGUACUAUCUGCUUGGGUUUUCAGCUAUCAUUAUUUUGAGAGUUAUUCUCAAUUGUUUAACAGCGUGCAUUCUUGGCAUUCGCGCUAUUAGAGCAUCUCGAGUCAUCCACUAUAAACUCAUUGACUCCGUCCUUGGAAGCACUUUACGAUGGUUGGAUGAGACACCGACCGGGCGUAUAAUAUCCCGGUGUACUGGUGACAUCGAAACCGUGGAUCUUUGGAUGAUACAAUCUGUGCAAUACGUUGUGGAUAUGUCCGCCGGAAUGCUUGCCACCUUGGCAACUAUUGUUCUCUUUACACCUGUGUUCGUAAUCCCUGGGAUAAUUGCUGCGCUCUUUGGGGUACUCUUAGGCAAUGUGUAUCUGAAGACACAACUAUCUAUGAACAGGGAGAAGAGUAACGCCCGUUCUCCCUUACUUGCCCAUUUCAGUGCUUCCAUGCAAGGCCUUGUGUCAAUUAGAGCAUAUGGUGCCCAAAAGGCCUUCUCUGAAGAACUACUACGACGUAUCGACUAUCACUCGCGUGCAGUAAGGGCAUCUACGACGAUGAACAAAUGGAUUAAUGUGCGGGUAGAUAUGCUAGGAGCAGCCUUCACGUCAUCGCUUGCAUUCUACCUUGUUUACAUUGGUGACUUGGGUGCAUCUAACACAGGAUUCUCCCUCAAUAAAUCGAUUCGAACAGGCAAGCCUUUUUCAAUACAUAUGUUUUAUUGUUCUGAUUUCAACAGCUUGGAACGUAUACAAGGCUAUCUGGACAUUGAACACGAAUCAAAACCAACCAAAUCUGGUGAGCCUCCAGCCGCCUGGCCAACAAGUGGCGAGAUUCGCGUGGAGGGUUUAAGUGCUAAAUACUCAAAGUCUGGUCCAAAUAUUCUGCACGACCUAUCUUUCCAUAUAUUGUCUGGCCAGCGAGUGGGAAUUGGCACACUGCGUCAAAAUUUGGACCCGUUCGAUCAGCACGAUGACGAUGUGUUGAAUGACGCUUUGCAAUCAUCUGGCCUGUUUUCAAUUCAAGAAAGGUCGUCCGAGAAUGUUCGGCUGAAUUUGGAGACCCAAAUUGCCGGAGGUGGAAGCAACCUCUCCGUCGGUCAAAGGCAAAUCAUAGCCCUUGCCCGUGCCAUGGUGCGUAGGAGUAAGCUCCUGAUCUUGGAUGAAGCGACGUCUGCAAUCGGUCAGUGGAUACUGAUGUCUGUAAUAACCAAGAAGGCUGAAUAUUUGGUUAAAGACUACAACACCGACUCUCUCAUUCAAAAUACAUUGCGAAGCAAGCUCGGACCUGAUGUCACUGUCAUAAUUGUUGCACAUCGCUUGCAGACCAUCAUGGACGCAGACAAAAUAGUAAGUGCAUAUCGACUCCAUGAUAUUGAUGUCUUGCUGAACAGUGAAAACCCCAAGAUGGUUCUGGAUAACGGCAAAAUCGCUGAGUUUGACACUCCUAAGACUUUGUUAUCCAAUAACACAGGGAUGUUUCAUGCCUUGGUCGAGAGAAGCGCUGAUAAAGAGAUGCUGUAUGAGCUGGCGGAAAAGAAAUCCUAUGUAGCUACUGACAAUUGA